CGGUGGUGGCUCGCACCAUGCGCGUCGCACGUCUGGUAGCAGCGGUCGAAAAACGCCCUGCAGCUCGACCCCGAUUGCUCUCGUCCCGCGCUCAGGUGUGGACGUGGUUGGCCCUAAGCACGCCGGGCUGGGCGAUGGCGGCGUGGAGCGCCACCAGUUGGCCUCCCGUGGCGCGGCUGUUGCACCCGGGCCGGGCGCGCUCCGUGCUGGCUUGCGCAGGAGAGACCGCGACGGCCCAGCUGGUCCCUUUGGCACCGGCCCUAGUGUUGCUCGGUGCGUGCGUGUUGCUGGCAGUGCGCACGCGCCGCCUGCCGCAUAACUUAAACGAGACUAAGUUCGUGGGGGCGGCUGCGUACGCGACCUGCGUGACGUGGCUGGCGUUUUUCCCGCUGUACGCAGUGACGGAGGCGCGCACGGCGUGCCUGUGUGCGUGCGUGUCGCUGUCGGCAGGGGCGUGCGUUCUAUUGUCCCUGGGCCCGAGGGUCUGGGUGUGCUUAUGCCGUCCCGAACGCAACACACGCGCUCACUUUCUGACCGCCACUUCGAUCCGUUGUCACCUCGGCAAGUACCGCUCUGGGAGAGCCGCCCGCCCGUCGGCGACCGUCGGUAAGUCUACACUUUUUCUUUUUGUAUUAAUAUCGCUUAUUUCUUUUAACAGCUACGACUGAGCUCAGCUCGAUGCCUGUACACUGUACAGCUGGGCCACAGCGCUCUUCGUCUGAGGAUUACAAUUUGUUCUGACCCUACAAAUAAAUAAUGUUGGGGGUAGGUGCAUGCAUGUGGUUGUGUAGAUUUGCCAACAAUUACCGCAGCAGCAGAAUUAAUCGCGGCUCUUCACAGCACCUGUGAAUCUGCUAAAGUUAACAACAAAUCUCGAACUCCUACAAUACAACCUGAGCAUCCAUUUAAAACCACUGUCUAUUUGCGCACCUGUAUAUAAGUGUUUGUAUUUGUGAUACUUCGGUGCCAGGUCCUGAAGUAAUCAUUAUUAUAUUCAGGCGAGAGUCGGGAGGCGUCCAGUCAGACGACGGAGUGCGGGGAGUGCGGAGAGUGCGGGGCAGCGGGGCGGUGUGCGCGUGUCACACGCUGGGAAGGUCCGGAGUCUGCACACGUGCUCAUCGUGCUGUACCCUCACCGACACGUGGCGCCCCUCUCGUUGGCACACUACGCGCACGACUCUCCUCUCGCCGAUCGUAAUCUCUAAGAACAGGGACGCUGUACUGACUAAAGACAAAUUCAAUAGGUGUAUAGUUGUGUGUGUGUUUCUUAGUAGUGAUAUUCCGGUCGCACUCAGUUGUGAUCGCUGUCGUAAGGAAUCUAUUUCGGGCGUGAUGUGUGUCGGGACGUCCCAUAAUUAUAUAUAGGUGCUGUGUUGCGCGUCUGACGGUGGCGGGCCAGUGGCGGCGCCAUGUUCGCCGCGGCGGUCGCGUGCUGGCUCGGAGCCGUCGCUGCGCUGCAAGUGCAGAUAGGUGUAGUGGAGCAGCAGCCCAUGCUGGCGCAGCAGCUUGCGGUGAGCGCGGAGACAGCGCUGUUGGAGCUGCGGGACGAACCCAGAGUGAAGGUGGCGCCCGUGGAGCCCGAGGAGCCAUUAGCAUUGGCAGCUCACUUGUGCGCGCUGGCGGAGGAGGGCGUGGCGGCCGUGCUGACGGGUGGAACGGCGCGCUCUGCCAGGCUGUUGGCGGCAGCGGCCGCAAGGGCCGGCGUGCCACUGCUGCUGGCCGAUUCUGCUCCCAAGAACCACACCUGGGAAGUGCUAGCCCUUUACCCGGAUAACAGAGUACUGGCACAGGCUUGUGCGGAUCUGUGCAAGGAGAAGGGCUGGAAACGAGCGGUGUUUUUGCACGCGGGAGAAGCUGAGGUCGCAGCGCUGAUCGCGCCUGAUGCAGAGCCCCUGGCCUUGGUGGUGCGCCACCUGCCCCCACCGGACGACGCUGCGCUACUCAGAAAUUUAAUGCUCGUACUCAAGAAAUUGAGCGUCACCAACUUCAUAGUGUGGUGUGACGCAGAAUGUAGUCUGCGCGUACUGGACGUGGCGCAGCGAGUUGGCCUGCUCUCCGACCGACACUCCUACAUCAUGCUGUCGCUGGACUUGCAUACGCAGCCCCUAGCCGACUACAGUCACGGCGGAGCAAACAUCACCGCGCUGCGGCUGUUCGAGCCGCAGUCCAAGGACGUUCAGCACAUGAUGACGUUGUGGGAGAGGCAGUACGGAGCGCGGCUCGGCGACGAGGCCUCGCUCGCGGGACCGGAGCGCUCAGUGCCGACGGCGCUGCCGCUGGCGUACCAGGCCUCGUCGCUGGUGGCGAAGGCGCUGCGAGCCCUGAACCUGCCCCCUGGAGCGCCUGCCUCGUGCCAGGUCGGACUCGGUGCCUUUCACGCUGACACGCUCCUCAACUAUCUGCGUUCGGAGGAAUGGACGAGCGGAAGUGGCAUGGGCGGCGAAUUGUCGUGGGAAGUGGACGGAUGGCGGCACGAGGUGCAGCUGCAAGUGGCGGAGCUGGCGCGGGGCGGGUGGCUGGAGCCGGCGGGGCUGUGGGCGCCUCGUGUAGGUGUCACAUGGCAGCGACCCGACGAGCCGAGGAACUCCAUGCCGGACUACUCCAUGACCAAUCGCACUUUCACCUUCCUUAUCGCACGAAUCAAGCCGUAUAUAAUGCGACAAGAGUCGACGCUUCGUCUGGCUGGUAACGCGCAGUAUGAAGGGUUCUGCAUCGAGCUGAUUGAGAAACUGGCCGCGAUGUUGAAAUUCAACUACACGUUCGUGGAGCAAGAAGACGGAGAGUAUGGGAUCUACAACAACACCCUCGGCAAGUGGACCGGCAUGCUCGGGCGCCUCAUCGAGGACAAGGACAUUGACUUUGCCAUAACGGACCUAACCAUCACGUCGGAGCGCGAGAAGGCCGUGGACUUCACGACGCCCUUCAUGAACCUGGGCAUCUCGAUCCUGUUCGGCACGCCGGAGCCUGCGCCGCCCAAGCUUUUCGCCUUCAUGCUGCCCUUCUCCAACGCGGUUUGGAUCUGCCUGGGGUUCGCAUAUUUGGGCACAUCGUUGGUGCUAUACGUGGUGGGGCGUUUAUGUCAUGAGGAGUGGCAGAACCCGUAUCCAUGCAUCGAAGAUCCUCCCGCUCUGGAGAACCAGUUUACUCUUGCCAACGCGCUCUGGUUUAACCUCGGCGCUGUGCUGCUGCAGGGCUCUGAGAUCGCACCGGUGGCGUACGGGACCCGCGCGGUGGCCAGCGUGUGGUGGCUGUUCGCGCUGGUGAUCACGAGCUCCUACACCGCGAACCUGGCUACGCUGCUCGCCUCGAAGAGUUCUACCGACCUCAUUCACAAUGUGGAGGAGCUUGCCAAUAACAACCUCGGCAUCAAGUACGGCGCUAAGAAGGGCGGCUCCACCUAUAACUUUUUUAAGAACUCACAGAACCCCACUUAUCACAAGAUGUAUGAGCAGAUGAGUAAGGAGCCGAUGCCCCUCUCCAACGAGAUCGGAAUAAAGAAGGUGGAGAAUGAGAAGUACGCGUUCCUAAUGGAGUCCACGUCCAUAGAGUACGAGACUGAGCGGAACUGUAAGGUCCAGAAGGUGGGCGGUCUACUCGACAGGAAGGGCUACGGAAUCGCCAUGAAGAAAGACUCACCUUACCGACAGGAGCUCAACCUAGCCUUGUUGAACCUGCAGGAAGCUGGCGUCCUUCGUGAGAUGAUGCAUACUUGGUGGAUGGAGAAGAAUGGCGGAGGAGCAUGCAAGGAGGACGAAACCCGAGAGAACCAAGAGCUGCGCAUAAAGAACUUCUUAGGUCUAUUCGUGGUGCUAGUGGUGGGCUGCGUGCUGGGCGUGCUGGUGUCGUGCUGCGACCUGGCGUGGGCGGCGCGGCGGCAGCGCGGCCCCAGCGAGUCCUUCUGGCAGCGCUUCUGGACCGAACUGCGCUUCGUCUUUCGCUUCGAGCAAUCCGUGAAGCCCCUGCAAGGUCCGCUGAUCCCAGACUCGCCGGUUUCCCAACAGUCGGAGGGGGCGGAGGAGUGCAGGACGGAGCGCGAGGAGACGGGCUCCGAGAGGGCGCGCGCUGCGCCGCGGACGAGCUCGGCGGCGCGGCGGCGGUCCUCCAUGCACGCGGCGUCACUUCGCAUCGCGCGGCACACCACACGGGACUCCACCACGCCGCACUAGCAUCGACCGCGCCGUCACCGCCACACUCACUACUAACACUAAACUUAAUCUACACUCGCUAAUCUUUUGAAGGAAUUCGUUUAGACACAUUGUGCAAAAUGGCUUGUCAAUGAAAGCGUUACCUUCAGUUUGUGUGCGCCGUUUUACUUCGAAAUUAUUAAUUGUUAAAGUUAAUAAGUAUUUACUAAUGAUUAUUUAGAAUAGAGUCUUUAUUAUCAUCACUAACUAAUUAAAAAAAUGGGAAAGUAUAUAGAUGAGGCCUCUGAUAGGAAAGGUAUUGUCAUAAUUUAAAGUUAACUUAUGGUAGUCAGCGUAGCGAUGGUCUCUCGAGCCCACUUCGUUCGGUCCGAGACCACGAGGACAAUUACCCCACGUAAAACAUGUCUAGAAGCACGCACUUCGAAGACUAACUGUUGUAGUAAAUUUAAAUAUAUUUCUUUGAUAAUUCCACAAACUGUUGUCGUAGCAGACUACGACUAACUAACGGAUUUAAGGUAGUUACUGCUAACUCAGAAGUUAGCAGUAACUACCUUAAAUCCGUGUUUGUUGGUUUUUAACAAAUAAAAAUGAUUUUGACA
Molecule: messenger RNA, 4743 nt
Organism: Bombyx mori (domestic silkworm)
Lineage: Eukaryota; Metazoa; Arthropoda; Insecta; Lepidoptera; Bombycidae
Product: glutamate receptor ionotropic, kainate 2
Exons: 16
Coding region: 1409-4165 (918 amino acids)
Biological process (GO): synaptic transmission, glutamatergic; modulation of chemical synaptic transmission; monoatomic ion transport
Cellular component (GO): postsynaptic density membrane; plasma membrane
Molecular function (GO): transmitter-gated monoatomic ion channel activity involved in regulation of postsynaptic membrane potential; glutamate receptor activity
Source: RefSeq, a predicted model, not a curated record